CAGGUGCCCUGGAUUGUGGCAGGCACCGUCCGCGAAAACAUUCUGUUCGGGUCGGCGUGGGACGAGCAAUGGUACGGCAGGGUCGUACACGCCUGCUGCCUGGCGGAUGACCUGACGGGGUUUCCGGCGGGUGAUGCCACAGAGUUGGGGGAGCGGGGAAUCAACUUAUCAGGCGGUCAGAAGGCCCGUGUGGCUCUGGCUCGUGCCUGCUACUCUCGGCCAGCGGUGGCGCUGCUGGACGACCCGCUCAGUGCGGUAGACCCACGGGUCGGUCGGGACCUGUUUUCCCGCGCCAUUGGUCCGGGGGGGCUGCUGGACGAGUGCGGGGCCACCCGGCUGCUGGUGACUCAUCAGCGGCAGUGCCUGCCAAAGUGUGACCGGGUGCUGGUAUUGCGGGGCGGCCGACUGGUAGCGGAGGGCUCAUGGCGUCAGCUGGCGGCACUGAAGCUGACUGAGCUGACGGCGGGACAUGGGGGCCUUAUGGGACCCCCGGCGGCGGCGGCGGAUGUGGAGGGGGUGGCGGCGGCGGCGUCAGAGGACGGCCCCACGGUGGACGAAGUGGUGCUAGACGACGACGUGGAUGGCGAUAGGGCGCCUGCGGGAACGGAAGGAGAGGAGGAGAAGGUGACGACGGCUGGCGACGCCGCCGCUGCAGCCGCUGCGUCUUUGGCGGUGGCAUCCAGCGGGUCGGAAGAUCUGGUGCAGUCAGAGGACCGGGUUACAGGCACCGUGUCGUGGCGCGUGUACGGCAGCUACUGUCGUCAUUUGGGCCUUAUGGCCACCGGCUUCAUCUGUGCGGCCAUGUUUGCCGGGCAGGCCGUGUUUUUGGCGUCCGAGUGGUGGCUUGCACUUUGGUCCCGAGCGGAUGGGGAGGACCAAGGACACGUCAAGUGGCUAUGGGUGUACGGCAUGCUGACGGGGAUUGUGAUCGUGGUGGCGUUCGUACGGUCCGCCACGUUUUUCGAGGCGACCCUCUCUGCCGCGACGUCCAUCCACAACUCCAUGGCACGCCGAGUCCUCUUCGCGCCGCUAUCCUUUUUCCACACCAACCCCUCGGGCCGCAUCGUGAACAGGUUUAGUAAGGACCAGGGUCAUGUGGAUGACCUGCUUCCCUCCUGCACGUUCGAUGCCCUUCAGUCGGCAUUUCAGGUGGCGGGGGCCUUUGUAUUGGUGGCCGUGGCGGUGCCCGUCAUCCUGCCCGUAUUCCUGCCUCUGGCGCUGGCCUUCUACUGGGUACGGCAUCGGUACGUCACUGCCAGCCGGGACAUCAAGCGUUGGGAGGCGGUGUCCAGGUCGCCCAUAUUCGCUUCUUUCUCCGCGACACUCAAGGGACUUCCCACCAUUCGGGCGUAUGGGGCGGCGGACCGCUUCCACGACGAGUUCUUGAAGCUCAUGGCGCACAACAGCAACUGGUACUUCGCCUUUAUAUCCACCUCCAGGUGGAUUGGUGUACGGCUGGAUGCGGUGGCCGGUACGGCACUUCUGGCUGCAGCUCUGUUGGCGGUGGCCAUGCGGGACCGAAUAAAUACGGGGGUGAUGGCUUUGGCACUGACACACGUACUGCAGCUCACGGGGUUAAUGCAGUGGGUGGUACGGCAGGUACGAAGGGCAGGUGUGUACACUGUACGGCACUCGUACGAUACAAUGUGUGGCGGGUGUGCACAAGCAUAUAGGCCAUAUAUGCGGAUAUCCGGCUGUCUGCCCCCCGUCCUCCGCGACCUCAGCUUCUCCCUCCCCCCGGGCACCUCCUGCGGUGUGGUGGGUCGCACCGGCAGCGGCAAGAGCAGCCUCAUGCUGACGCUGUUUCGCCUCAUUGACGUCGUCGGCGGCCGCAUUCUGCUGGACGGCUGCGACACGGCGACUCUGGGGCUGGACGCGCUGCGGCGGCAGCUGGCCAUCAUACCGCAAGACCCGGUGUUGUUCAGCGGCACGUUGCGGCGCAACCUGGACCCUUGGCGGGCGUACGACGAUAAGGCCCUUUGGGAGGUGCUGGGCGCAGUCCAGCUUGCGGAGAGCGUGGCGGCGAUGCCGGGGGGGCUUGAUGCGGCCAUGGCGGAGUGUGGGGGCAAUUUGUCGGUUGGGCAGCGGCAGCUGUUCUGCUUGGCGCGGGCCCUGCUGCAGGACGCCAAGGUAUUGGCUCUGGACGAGGCGACGGCCAAUGUAGAUCGGGCUACUGAUCAACUCAUCCAGGUACGGUCUUGUUCGCACGGCCGGGUGCUGCUGGUGAUCGCCCACCGCGUCGACACCAUCCUGGACACCGACCACCUGUUGGUGCUGUCCGGGGGGCAGCUGGUGGAGAGCGGCGACCCGCGGAGGCUGGCGGAGGGAGACGGUGUGUUUGCAAAGAUGGUCGCGGCGGCGAAACUU
Messenger RNA from Volvox carteri f. nagariensis, 2367 nucleotides. RefSeq lists its product as uncharacterized. The transcript is spliced from 13 exons. The annotation marks the transcript as partial. Lineage: Eukaryota; Viridiplantae; Chlorophyta; Chlorophyceae; Chlamydomonadales; Volvocaceae. The record is from RefSeq and is a predicted model, not a curated record. Gene Ontology annotation, cellular component: plant-type vacuole; vacuolar membrane. Gene Ontology annotation, biological process: transmembrane transport. Gene Ontology annotation, molecular function: ATP hydrolysis activity; ABC-type transporter activity; ATP binding.